Molecule: messenger RNA, 3539 nt
Organism: Panthera uncia (snow leopard)
Lineage: Eukaryota; Metazoa; Chordata; Mammalia; Carnivora; Felidae
Gene: B4GALT6
Product: beta-1,4-galactosyltransferase 6
Exons: 7
Coding region: 907-1515 (202 amino acids)
Biological process (GO): glycosphingolipid biosynthetic process; carbohydrate metabolic process
Molecular function (GO): UDP-galactose:glucosylceramide beta-1,4-galactosyltransferase activity
Source: RefSeq, a predicted model, not a curated record
UGGAAGGAUAGCGACAGGGGACACCUGGGAUGGAGGUUGCCCCUUCCCGGACUCGUGCUGCCACACCUGCCUUUCUAGGUUGUUCCAACCAACCCUCCAAGUGGUCGGGGUUCCCCUCCACCAGUGCAGCAGUAGCUGAUGUACUGGGGAAAGCUCCCAAGCCUCAGGAACAUAGCACCGGUGAUUAGGCGUGUUGAUAUGCCACGCUGUUCGGUACCAAACAGGCCAUCUGAGCAGGGGUCUUACAAAUGUCUAGUGGUUUUUCAACCUCCACUGGGAACUUGGGAGGAGCCGGUACCGUGUGUUCAGGGGCCCUGCUUUUGUGGCGAGAAUGUGUCCUGCUGUACCACACCAAGGAUGGGACUCCUGACAUCCCAUGGGGUUGGGGGGGGUGAUUUGCGACAGCAGAAAGCAUUGUGGCAGCAUAGGAGGUUGUUGACCUCAGCAUUGUGUCCACCCAGAGGUCCGUGAUGCCCCUGGUAGAGUCACCUCUCUCAUGUGUUAGGGCUGGCUUUCCAAGCUCAACACCCUAGUCCCAGCCACCAACAGCGUGGGCCCAGCAGCCAGCCACACCUGUGGCACUAAUCUAAGAGAACUCCCUUCCGUGUCCCUGCCACUGCCCUGCCCUGUCCACUGUCCCUGCCUGGGGAAAGGCGGCAGGGUCCUGCUAUUUCCACUAGCUCACCUUGGCCCGGUGCUGGGACUCUUGCAUGGGGAUUCCUCAAUGUCAAUGUAAGUGAAAUCAGUUUUGAUGAAAUUCAUCAACUCUUCUCCAAGGAUUUAGAUAUUGAGCCAGGAGGUCACUGGAGGCCUAAAGACUGUAAACCCAGAUGGAAGGUGGCAGUUCUCAUUCCUUUCCGGAAUCGCCAUGAACAUCUUCCAAUUUUUUUCUUGCAUCUGAUUCCAAUGCUCCAGAAGCAGAGGCUGGAAUUUGCCUUUUAUGUCAUUGAACAGACCGGCACACAGCCUUUUAACCGUGCGAUGCUCUUCAAUGUGGGCUUCAAAGAGGCCAUGAAAGACAGCGUCUGGGACUGCGUAAUCUUCCACGAUGUGGAUCAUCUACCUGAAAAUGACCGAAACUAUUACGGUUGUGGAGAAAUGCCACGUCAUUUUGCAGCAAAGCUGGAUAAAUACAUGUAUAUUCUUCCAUAUAAAGAGUUUUUUGGUGGCGUAAGUGGACUGACAGUGGAACAAUUUAAAAAGAUCAAUGGUUUUCCUAAUGCCUUCUGGGGAUGGGGAGGAGAAGAUGAUGACCUUUGGAAUAGAGUUCACUAUGCUGGAUACAAUGUAACAAGACCAGAGGGAGACUUGGGGAAAUACAAAUCUAUUCCUCAUCACCAUCGAGGUGAAGUCCAGUUUUUAGGACGGUAUAAAUUACUGAGGUAUUCAAAAGAGCGUCAGUACAUCGAUGGGUUGAACAAUUUAAUAUAUACGCCAAAAAUACUGGUUGAUAGGUUGUAUACAAACAUAUCUGUAAACCUCAUGCCAGAGUUAGCUCCAAUUGAAGAGUAUUAAAAGAAGUAGCUGUCAUGGCAAAGCUAGACCACAAUGCUGAUCACAGACUUGGAGUGUAUUCUAAAUGGAGGUCAGUGAAUGGACGUGUCACAGUGCCCUGAUCCGUGAGAAGAGCCAGCUGUCCUUAGUGUUUACGGUGUGAGAUUAUAUGCUAUCACCCAUCCUGGACUCUGAGACACUCGCCCACGGCAAGCACUGUGGAGACUCAGUGCCGUUGCGGAAGUCUGGAAGUUAAGAGGGCCUCCCUACAAAGAGAAAAUUUUUAUACUAACAUAUAUAAUUUAAUUCAAGAGAAUGCUUUAUUUCUGUUUAAACAUGUUUUGUAUAUAUGUGAUGUAAAUUAAUGUGUUCAAAUUGUUGAAAAAGAUGUGUUGCAGUUUUGCAUGUAAUUGGUCAUGCCUUUAUUGGACUUUUCUAGACAUUUUUAUUUGCAUGGAAAAAAACAAUGCAAAUUUAUGUCACUAAACAAAGGUUAACCCUUGUGUGAAAUGAAGGAACUGUCAAUAAUUGACAGCCAACUAAUACAGUAAGUGGUUAUACUAGUUUUGAGCUUUAGACCUUCAGCCUCUUGUGUGGAAGUCACAGCUUUCUUAGGGUUCUAAAGGAUAAGAAGAAAGGAGUUGAACAGCUCUUCUUCCUACCAGGAUUACCUGUUUUUUUCCUUGGCUUGCAAUCUCAUCAGAUUUUGCUAAGUCACAGCCAUAUUGUUUAUGCACAUUGCAUGAGUAUUACCAAGAAAAUCGUAAACGUUGUGAUGUAACACGAUAUAAAGGACCUCUUUAUGUUAACUGUCUUUCAUGUAUCUUUGGUGUAAUUGUCAGGGAUUUUGUGCCUCAAAAAAUGUUCCCAAGGUUGUGUGUGUUUGUACACUGUAUUUUUUUUUUUUAAUUCAUAGUGAACAGCACUUUUAUUAUUUCUAGUUCAGAAGAGCCAAAAAACAAUUUUCAUUAAAAAAAAAUCAAAAUGAUUUUUUUUAAAAGAAUGAGCUAUGGAAAACCCAGUAGUACUUAUAAUAUACAAAUGAAUUAUACUAUUAGAUAAGAAAUUAAAUGUUCUAUUUUUAUGAAGAUAAAUGCUUAGUAGAUGAAAACAAAGUUUAAGUUUAAUUCUGGGACUCAGAAUUUCAAGUUUUGAAGGGAAUCUUUAAUGCCGGCCAGUUUUAUUAGAACUAUAUAUUUUUUUCACUUUUAAGAAAUUACAUUUCUGGUAUUCUUAAAAUUGCCUCACUGAAAGCAUAAUUUAAUAGAAUUAUUUUAAAAUACAUAAUCAGUUAUUUAAAUGCGGUGACAUUAUAGGACACUGCUCUGAGAACAGAUCUUACUAUCUGACAUCCAGUGUAUUGCUUUAUCUUCAAGUUGGGUGAAGUUUUCAUGGCAAACCAAACCGCAUCCUUACUUUGAAAAUUAUCCACUGUAGUCAACCAAAGAGUCUACAAAAUCUUAACAUUUUCAGAAAUUUAAGACAAAAAAUUAUGCAUCUCUUAAGUGAGUCUGCAAAAACAAUGAAGAACAAAAGAAAUCUAUCUAUGAGGGAUGUUGGGAUAACAUUUGCCUCAUGGAUUGUUCCCCUAAAACAGAAACAAAGUUAUUUGUCUCAGGUUUAAGUUUAAUUGUGAAGUGUUAUUUUUUUAUGGCAAUAUUGGCAAUACAAAUGACCACAAACCAAAUCAUAAAAUAAUUGAAUUUCUUAUACUUUGAAAAAAUGGAUUGCUCUCCCUUUAUGAUACCAAACAGAAUUUUCCAUAUUUAUUUCUUAGAAUUAUUUCCAAAAUAUUUGCCUUCCUUUUUUUUUGGUGGUCCUCAAAAUAACAAAAAAAUCGAACCUUCCAAAAAAUAAGAGAUUUGUUCUUAAUUUGUGUAUCUGUUCGUUUUGGUCUCAUAGCCAACGCAGUUUGUUUAAUUUGGUGAAAUGCAAGACGGUUGGGAAUGUUAACAUUUGUAAUCACUAACAAGAUAAUAGGGGCAUAGGAGCAUAAUUAAUCCAAUAAUACUUAAAUAUUUUUUUAAUACUUACAUAUUUUAAUU